AUGUCGACCAGCAGCACGCAGGAGAAACCUACCCUAGAAUCUGCGGUGGACAAUGGCAAGCGCGCGUUCGCGCUCAAGAAAUUCGAGGAAGCCGUCGACCACUAUGCGACUGCGCUCGAGAUUGCAAUAGAGAAGUUCCCCGAAGACUCGAUCGAAUUGGCGGACCUACACUUUACCUACGGCAAGGCACUGUUGGAGAACGCCAUCGCUAACAGUGGCGUCUUGGGCAAAGCAGAGCCCGAGGGGGAGAACGAAGAUGAAGCCCCCGCCACCAGGAAAGGCGGCCCCUUCCUCUCGUUCUCCGGCGACGGCGAGGACGAAGAUGGCGCCGUGGACCUCUUCGCGCAAGCAGCGAAGGAAGUCGCCGCAGCCGACGCCGCUCAGGCGGAGGGCGCCGGGGAGGAAGACGACGAGGACGACGCGGAGCCCGAAGACGACUUCAACGCCGCCUGGGAGGUCCUCGAGGUCGCGCGCAGCAUCUACGACAAGCACGCGGGCAGCGCAUCCGAGGGCGCACCGGACGCGCUCAAGCUCAAGCUCGCCGAGGCCUACAUCUCCCUCGGCGACGUCUCGCUCGAGACGGAGAAGUUCGAGCAGGCGAUCCUCGAUUAUGAGGAGGGGACGAAGCUGAAGGAUGCGCUGCUGCCGCUGUCGUCGCGCCAGCUGGCGGAGGCGCACUAUAAGCUCAGCAUGGUGCUGGAUAUGACGAGCGGGCGGUUGUCGGACGCGAUCCGGCAUGCGGAGCUCGCGCUGAAGAGCUUGGAGUUGAGGAAGGCGGAGCUGGGGGAGGCGUUGGAGAAGGGAGAGUAUGGGAAGCCGGCGCCGCCGCCAGCGGAAGAUGUGAAGGGCAAGGGGAAGGCGUCGGGUGCGGUCUUUGGCGCGGAUCCUGUGUCGACGCUGUCGAAGAGCGCUAUCGAGGCAGAGAUCAAGGACCUGGAUAGUUUGUUGGAGGAUUUGGGUCUGAAGGUCGGUCGGGUUGCAAUCCACCCGAGCUUGCACAAGCAGCACUCGAGAAGGAGCUGA
This is a messenger RNA of Schizophyllum commune H4-8, 1023 nucleotides long. RefSeq lists its product as uncharacterized. Gene Ontology annotation, cellular component: nucleoplasm. The transcript has 5 exons. NCBI's taxonomy places the organism in Eukaryota, Fungi, Basidiomycota, Agaricomycetes, Agaricales, Schizophyllaceae. The record is from RefSeq and is a predicted model, not a curated record. The coding region runs from base 1 to 1023 and encodes 340 amino acids. Gene Ontology annotation, biological process: CENP-A containing chromatin assembly; DNA replication-dependent chromatin assembly. Gene Ontology annotation, molecular function: histone binding.